CUGCCCAGAGGCUGUGGUCCUGAAAGCUCCACUCCGGGGAACUAGCCACUCAGAGGAGGUACUGAAGAACAGCUAAAUCAGCUGCAACGGGAGCAUCAGCUUGAAGGCGUCCUGGAGGAGCAUACAGAACUCCAAGGAACGAGUAGAACAAGAAUCAGUCAGAAAAAACAGAUUCAGUGACAUAUCUAAGAGGCAGGGGCCGGCUUAACAUGGAUCGCUAAAAGUACUUCCUUCUCCUAUGAUCUGGAUGCUCAGGGAGACUUGGGUUCUCUGAGUCUCCUCCAGGACACAGAUCCAGACUUCACACCAGGGACCACCACUGACAGAGAAUCUGGAAAUGGCAAAACCUUAUGUGAAACCCAAGGAGAUGACAGAGUUGGUCAACACACCAUCCUGGAUGGACAAAGCCCUGGGCUCUCAGAAUGAGAUGAAGGAGGAAGAGAGAAGAUCAGCUCCUUAUGGGAUGCUUGGAAGCUUAGCUGAAGAGCAUGACAGUAUUGAAGAGGAAGAAGAGGAGGAAGAGGAUGGGGAGAAACCUAAGAGAAGGGGUCCCAAGAAAAAGAAGAUGACAAAAGCUCGCCUUGAGAGAUUCAGGGCUCGAAGAGUCAAGGCCAAUGCUAGAGAACGGACCCGGAUGCAUGGCCUGAAUGAUGCCCUGGACAACCUGAGGAGAGUCAUGCCAUGUUACUCUAAGACUCAAAAGCUCUCCAAGAUAGAGACUCUUAGACUGGCCAGGAACUAUAUUUGGGCUCUGUCUGAGGUCCUGGAAACUGGACAGACACCUGAAGGGAAGGGCUUUGUGGAGAUGCUCUGCAAAGGGCUCUCUCAGCCUACAAGCAACCUGGUGGCUGGAUGCCUCCAGCUGGGCCCUCAGUCUGUCCUCCUGGAGAAGCAUGAGGAGAAAUCUCCUAUUUGUGACUCUGCCAUCUCUGUCCAUAACUUCAACUAUCAGUCUCCUGGGCUCCCUAGCCCUCCUUAUGGCCAUAUGGAAACACAUCUCAUUAAUCUCAAACCCCAAGUAUUCAAGAGUUUGGGAGAAUCAUCCUUUGGGAGCCAUCCACCUGACUGCAGUACACCACCUUAUGAGGGCCCACUCACUCCACCCUUGAGCAUCAGUGGGAACUUCUCCUUGAAGCAAGAUGGCUCUCCUGACCUGGAUAAAUCCUACAGUUUCAUGCCACAUUACCCUUCUGCAAGUCUAAGCUCAGGGCAUGUUCAUUCAACUCCCUUUCAGGCUGGUACCCCUCGUUAUGAUGUUCCCAUAGAUAUGUCCUAUGAUUCCUACCCUCACCAUGGCAUUGGGGCCCAACUUAAUACAAUCUUCACUGAUUAGGGCAGUAAGACAAGCAUUUCAGAGGAUAAUGUGGAGAUGUUUCCCAUAAUUCAAGUGGGUUGAGCUGAAGAUUCAAUGACCUUAAAGGAACCCUAUAGAUAGAUAUCAAACACAGUAGUCCCAGUCCAUUUAGGCCUUCCUGCACCUGCCACCCUCAUUUAUCAUCAGCUUCUCACACUGUAUUGAUUCAUUUAGUUAGGGUCCUCAAGUGAAAUUAUUUGAUUGUUUACAAUCAUGUGGAAAUACAACAGAAGCCCUCGGCCCUAUUCUAAUGGUGCCAAAAACUCAUGAUCUAUGCCAUUUAAUUUUCCAUUUCUGGCCUCUGUUUACUGAUCAGUAAAAUCAGACAACUGAUGAUGAUUUUAAAGUCCUUCACAGUUCUGAAAAUUCAAUAAUUUUGGUGAUCACUCCUAUACACUUACUGAAACUGAAAGAAUUGAAGAAUAAUAGUAAAUGAACACUGUGUGUGGAAUGAUUAGAUGGAGUUGCCAAAGGAGCACAGAUGCAUUUCUCUCGGGGACCUGAUAGGACGUCUAUGCAUCUAUCUAAAAAUUGUCUCCAAAGGCUAAAAUCCUAACUUGGCUGUCACUGUGAAUAACAAAGCAUGUCCUUUAAGAGAUUAGCUCUACUUCUUGUUGGCUGAGGCUGAACAUCUCUUUCUUAGUAAUAUGAGAACCAUAGUAGAGAUCUCAUAGCAACUUGAUUCUUGAUUAACAUUUCAAAAGCACUUUUCUCAGUUCUAGAGAUGGGGCAAGCAAGUCACUGUAAACAGACUCCUAUGACCAAUGGAACUUAGAGAAGUCAUCUGUACCAUUUCAUAGCCUCUGUAACCAGGAGGCUCUAAAAAUUCUGAAGACGCUCAGGGGCUGCUAUUGGAAUCAGCAAACGACCCAGGUCAUAUUCAAGAGCAAUAAAAUGGCAAUUGGCUAUACUAACUUACCAUAGUUUGGUGACUCCCUCUAUCUCACAUCUGCCCAUAGGAAGACCAAAUUUUCUUUGGCAAGAUACAUUUCAUUUGGUUACACAAAACAUGGUUAAAACCACUGACCUCUGUCCACACCAAUUAUUCUUAUAUUUUCUAGAGGGAUAAGCACCAAUCAAUUUAUGACCAAACUUGAAUUUUUCCAAUUCAUAUACAAUUCCUUAUCUCCUCCUCCACUAAUUGUUACCUCUUCUUCACUUCUAAAAUAUAAUAUGUUAUUACAUAUUGUAGAUAACAUUCCAAGUGAGCAGACUUAAGGAUGCAGAAAUCAAAUCCAAGGUCGGUGAAUGCUUUUACCAAUUUAUGUCUUCAUCACAGGUUUAUCCUGAUUUGCAGGAUAUUUAUUUUUCUUCAUGGAACUCCUCUUUUGUUUAUAUCAGCAUUAAUUUUGUCACAUUUUUUUUCCAGAAAAAUGUGAUCUGAGAAAUUUCAAUGUCCUGUUCAAUCUGCCAGGACAAUUAUUUAAAACAAACUAAAAGCCUAAAUGGUUUACAUGAUAGUGGAUCACAUCCUGCUCUGCCAGAGAGGAUAAGUUUAGGAUGUAGGGUACACAAAUAGGACCAAUGAAUAAAAUUGAUAAGGCAGAUUAGUAUGUCAUUUUCUACAGCUCGGCUAUCCCCUAAACCCUGCCAAACUAUCUGUGGAUCUUGACUUUUUUUUUUUACCCUCUUAUUUAUUAUCUCCUUACAGUCUAAGUUAUUGUCUUUCCAUUUUGCUUGCAGCACUAACCCUGUUGUAUUUUGCACCCUUGGUUUGUAGACCGCCUUGAAAGUAUCCUUGCAGAGAGAUCUUAAAUCCCACCAGCUACUGAAGUGGUUCCCUUUUCCUAGCGGGAAAAGGCAAGUUAAGUGUCUACAAGGCCAGCCUAUGUGCUUUCUGAGUCUAUACUGUCACUUACCUUUGUGAGAGGCUGUGGGGGAAUCUAUCCUUGAAGCUAGUAUUUUCUGGCAUUUAAGUUUGUAGAUAAUGAAUGUUGUUGGAGUUAUUUAUUAGAUAUUAUUUAUUUAAUUUAUUUCUCCUUUCAUGCAAAUUUCUUGGGCUCCAUACAUGUGCUUGCAAACCUUCCCUAAGGCUUCCUUUGGAAAGUAGCUCAUAAUUUUUCUGGAAUUCCUGAGUUUGGGGUGAGGGGAAAAGGGGAAGUUAGUGCAGAAUUACCUGUAAUGAUUUUAUAAAAAGCAGCAAUAAUUUGAAUGGCUAUGCAAGUUAAUGUUCUUAGAUUUUUUUCCCAUCCAUUCUAAGAAGAGCGAGUUAGUUUUGGGAAGCUGUUGUUUAUGCUUUUGGGGAAUAUGGUACCCAUGAACCAGGCCUCCUUGGGAUUGUUCAGAGAGACUUUCUAAUUGAAUUAAAAUUUGGGAGUGCAGUAUGAUUGGAAAGAACCUACUCUCUUACCCAGGGUGGUCUCAUUCUUCAGGGUAUUUUAUGAAAUAAAAGAAAAACAAUUGUUCAAACUUUUUGUAAAAAAA
Messenger RNA from Herpailurus yagouaroundi (jaguarundi), 3778 nucleotides. RefSeq names its product neuronal differentiation 4 (gene NEUROD4). Gene Ontology annotation, biological process: camera-type eye development; axon development; positive regulation of transcription by RNA polymerase II. Gene Ontology annotation, molecular function: E-box binding; protein dimerization activity; DNA-binding transcription factor activity, RNA polymerase II-specific. Gene Ontology annotation, cellular component: nucleus. The transcript is spliced from 2 exons. The record is from RefSeq and is a predicted model, not a curated record. Lineage: Eukaryota; Metazoa; Chordata; Mammalia; Carnivora; Felidae. The coding region runs from base 338 to 1333 and encodes 331 amino acids.